Teleopsis dalmanni is the source of this 585-nucleotide messenger RNA. Its product is annotated as putative serine protease K12H4.7. NCBI's taxonomy places the organism in Eukaryota, Metazoa, Arthropoda, Insecta, Diptera, Diopsidae. Gene Ontology annotation, biological process: proteolysis. Bases 1 to 585 code for a protein of 194 amino acids. The transcript is spliced from 3 exons. The record is from RefSeq and is a predicted model, not a curated record. Gene Ontology annotation, molecular function: serine-type exopeptidase activity; dipeptidyl-peptidase activity.
AUGUGCAAAAAGUUGCUAUCUCAUCAAUCCAAUGAUACAGAGGCAUUAACUACAUUUCUAAGUGAUAUGUUCUGGUUGAGGGAUACGAAGUAUGAUGCCUGCAUCGAUCUCUCAUACGAAAGCACCAAAAACUUUUUUGCACAAGAUAAUUACGGCAUGCGGCAAUGGUACUAUCAAACCUGCUCUGAAUUCGGUUGGUAUACCACAACAGCUACAAGGUAUCAUCAUCCUUUCGCUAGUCAAGUGUCGCUUGGCUUUUUCCAGCAACUGUGCCGUGAUGUGUACAACAACUCGUUUACUUCAGAUACCAUCUCUUCGAGCAUAAACCAAACAAAUGCUUAUUUUGGUAACACAAUUAACUGGGCGCUUGCUAACAACUACGAAACCACCUUUUUCACCCACGGCCAAUUGGAUCCGUGGCGUGCAGUUGGAGUGCAGAAUGGCAGCAAUGUCAUCGUUAUUCCAGGCUAUUCUCAUUGCGCCGACCUGGGUUCAAUCAACCUUAAUGACAGUGUGGAAAUGAAUGUGACCAAGUUGAAAGUAGCUCAUUUUCUGAACCGUGCAUUGCGUACUCCUGAAAAUUAA